UGUACAAGGUGUUAAGAAAUUCUACGUAUGUCACGACUACUAUCAUAGGAUUCUACAAAUUAAAUAUUAAUAUAAAUUGGUUGAAUCGCAUUAUUGAAACAUUAGCAACAUUGUAAGUUAUCACAUUAAUUAGACGACAUGUUUGCGACUUUUUGGCUUUCAAUAUCUUCAUUGGUACAUUGUGCUUUAUUUUGAAGUAUCGUGAAUAUUACAGUUCACUUUAUCAAGGAAUUAUUAUUACCUUCUUCCACGUUUUUGGCUACCUAUGCACGUUUAUCGAACUUCAUCUGUCACAUCUCCCUCUUGAAGAUCGGUUUUUCUGUCGUCCUUUGCAACAUCGAAUAUAAUAUUACACUUUCCAGUAUUAGUUUUCUAUACCAAACUUUUGCAUUAUCUUCAAGUUAUAAGAAACUUAAUUUAAUAUGCAGUUGCAUGUCGCGCAUUUGCUUCUGCACUUUUCCGUGGAAACCAGUAGUUGUAACAAAGUUGGAAUUAUAUUUUGAGCAACAUCCCCUUCUUCUGUCCCCUAGUUCUGUUUCCAGCAAGCCUGCAAUCGUUGUGAUAUUAUUUGCAAUAUUUAUGCGGACCCUGGGAAUCGGAAAGAAAGGUUGUCACUCGUGGAUAAUUUGCGUACGUUUCUGCAUGAUUUUCGCGGAACGUUCAGUUUAUCGUGAGACUGCAUGUAAGUAAGGCUCUUGGAAUCUCUGUCCCGUUGUAAUUUUAUUAACGGUGAUAGUGAUGCAUGCGUGUGGAAACUACGUGUAAAGUCUUCGUAUAUAAAAAGGAAGCCCUAAAGUAAUUUAAGCAAGAGGAUAUAAUUAAUUUUAUGUGAAAUGAUAUUAAACACGAUUAGCCCGUCUGUUAAAUUUGGCCUUCAUUUUUGUGGCGUCUGGCCUGGAACACCAUUUCACUUCCUACAUAAGUUAUGUUGGGUGAUAGCGAUAAUUACGCUUCAGACUUAUCAAUACAAAUAUAUCGUUAUACAUUAUAACACCGACACUCUUAUGAACUUAGCGGAAAAUUUGAGCAUCGCCGUGCCUUUCAGUCUAGUGUUUAUCAAAUUAUUUGUUACUUGGACGAAUUAUGGCUUGUUUUGCGAUAUUUUAUCAACUAUGGAAGAGGACUGUCAGAAAUAUGCUAAUAUGGAUAUAAAUAAUCUGAUAACAAAAACCAGCUUGUUCUCCUUUUAUGUAACUAGCAUAAUCAUGUUCUCGUAUCUGGCGUCUACGGUUAGUUAUCAUGCCGGCGCUAUUGCGUUUCAAGGAACCAACGAUUCAAUGUCUCGAGAGCUUCUUUUGAAAAUGGAUUUACCUUUCGAGACGAGUGAAUCCCCGAAUUACGAACUUGUGGUUACUACACAAUUUAUUAUUCAUUUCUCAGCGGCUCUUGCGUUCGGAACGUUUACUGCCUUGCUUUUCAUGAUGAUACUGCAUUUAGGGUGUCAGAUCGACAUAAUGUGCCAGAAUUUAACAGAUGCUAUUUCUAAAACUGAGAACAAGUUAAAAUUUUUCAUUAGUAGAUAUCAAGAAAUCAUUAGUUUUGCAGAGAAAAUUGAGAAACUUUUUACUUAUAUAGCUCUUAGCCAACUUGUAUCAAAUACAGUCAAUACUUGCUGCGAAGGAUUCCUCAUUGUACUUGCUGUAAACGAUGAGAGUGGACUUGCUAUAUUGAUCAAAUCUAUUGUAUUUUAUAUAGUUAUUUGCUUAGAAGUUUUCAUAUAUUGUUUCGCUGGGGAAUAUCUUCGCAUUAAGAGCCAAUUAAUCGGCGACACAGCGUACAAUAUGCUUUGGUACGAUUUACGUCCAAACAAGAGUCGACUUCUGAUACCUGUUAUAUUAAGGUCUCAAAGAGGUUUCACAUUGACUUUCGGAAAAUUUUCAAACCUUUCCCUGGAAAGCUUCACAGGCAUUAUGAAGGUUUCAGCGUCAUAUAUGUCGGUACUUCUGGCAUUAUACUGAAAAAUGUAAAUGGUGACUUCGAUGUGGAAUUAUCGUAUCAAGUGUGCAAUCUAUUUAACUCGAGCUAUCGUUACCUAGAUUAUUAUACAAAAAAUUACAAAAAGAUAAAGAAUAUGAUUGUUGUGUUAAUAAUGAGAAAUAAAUAGUAUAUAUAGAAUAAAUAUUAAUGAAAAUUGAAUUACAAAGGGCAAAUUAUAUUUAUCUCCUCGCGUCAAUAAUUUUAUUAUUUUCAAUUGUUAUUUAUAUUAUAAUAUGCCUAAAAUAUGUAUCAUUAAUCUCGUUUUCAUAUUUAUCUCAUUACGCCACGAUGCAAUUUUUCAUUUAUUAUAGUUUGUUAACGCCGAUUGUUCAGUUUCAAGAACUGAACCACUUGUUAUAUCAUUUCUCAUAUUAUAUACUUACAGUUACAUAUUACUGUUCCGGCUGAUCAAAUUUUGUGACUCUUUGCCAAAAAAUCUGAACAUUAAGAUCAUAUUAUGCAUUAGAACCUUUCGACGAGAGAUAUUUGCAACAACGACAUCGUUUUCCCACAGUGGCGAUGAACUUUUUAUUAACAAUUCCCUGCACAGGAUUUACGAACCAUCACAAUACUAGAAACAUGAAUAGUCUUAUGCAAAAAACUAUCAUAAAACAUAUAUACUGCGAUCCUAAAAAGAUUUUCCAACAGAAACACAACAUCAUUUAACACGGUAUAUAAAAUACACGUAUUUAUUAAUUUCGUUGAAUGCGUAACUUUUCCUCUAUAUUUUCCUUUAUUUUUUCAAGUGUAUGAAGCGUAUAUCACACAAGUAUAAGUGUAUUUAUAUGUAUAUCGAACGUAUCUUACCUCUGUUGAAAAACUAAUUUAUCUUCUUCUUAUAAUACAAUAGAGUUGUAUAAAAUUGUUUGAUAUGCCUGUCCACCACUAUUGAAACGAGUAUAUUUUUAUUCAUAUUUUCUAUCUUUUUUUUUCUCAUUUCAAUAUGAAUAUUAUAUGGAUAUUGUUCUUUCUUUAUCGGAUCUCUUCUUUCAUAAAUCUUCUCUUCCUUCGUAUUCUUCGGACAAUCGUGAAAUGAACUUUCCCGCUACGAACUUUCGAUGUCCUGUGGUUUAGCAGAAAAUGUUGGAUGUUGAAAGAAAAUUGGGUAAACUUUUCCUCUUCCUUUAAUCAUAUAUUUAUGACCUGUACUCCUGCGAGUCGCAACAUCGGUUAUACUUAUCUGUAUUCUUCGUUUCCCAUGAAUACUUUAUAGACAUAUAGCCAAUACGCAAGAAGUAACGUUAGAGACGUCUAGCAAAUUUUGUCAACAUACAGUGUUCAGUCGUCUAUGCGUAAACAGUUUAGCGCAAAUACUUUCCAUUGUAUCAUACAGAAGUAAGAAAGACCGAAUAAUUAAUCAUUUCUAAAGCCAAACUUAUCGGUCGGUUGGCUUAA
Messenger RNA from Bombus pascuorum, 3372 nucleotides. Its product is annotated as odorant receptor 4-like. Gene Ontology annotation, molecular function: odorant binding; olfactory receptor activity. The coding region runs from base 834 to 1958 and encodes 374 amino acids. The transcript is spliced from 6 exons. Gene Ontology annotation, cellular component: plasma membrane. NCBI's taxonomy places the organism in Eukaryota, Metazoa, Arthropoda, Insecta, Hymenoptera, Apidae. Gene Ontology annotation, biological process: detection of chemical stimulus involved in sensory perception of smell; sensory perception of smell. The record is from RefSeq and is a predicted model, not a curated record.